Messenger RNA from Ilex paraguariensis (yerba mate), 756 nucleotides. NCBI's taxonomy places the organism in Eukaryota, Viridiplantae, Streptophyta, Magnoliopsida, Aquifoliales, Aquifoliaceae. The record is from the annotation of a GenBank genome assembly.
CCAUCCAUAAAACCGUGUCCUGCUGUUUCGUGUGGUUUUCGUUUUGCAGCCCUUUUUUUUGUAUUUAUAGUCUUGGAUCAUCUUAUCGCACCCAGAAACCCAGGGCAGAGGCAAAACUUCAAUUUAGGGUUUUCACCGGGAGAGAUAACAGCAGCAGAAGCAACCAUGGGUGGAGGCAACGGCCAGAAGGCUAAGAUGGCCCGUGAGAAGAACUUGGAGAAAUCGAAAGCUGCCAAGGGAAGUCAGCUUGAUUCCAACAAGAAGGCCAUGACCAUACAGUGCAAGGUAUGCAUGCAGACAUUCAUUUGCACCACGUCGGAGGUGAAGUGCAGGGAACAUGCCGAAGCAAAACAUCCCAAAGCCGAACUUGUUGCAUGUUUUCCGCACCUUAAGAAGUGAUAUGACGCUGGCUGCGACACAACUUUAGGAUAUGUUGAAACUUCGUCUCUAAUAUGUGAACGUGUUUGAAGCUGUUCCAGUGUGGUGAUAUCUGAGAAUGUUCCAAUCUGCUGUUGCUUACUUGGCUUGAAACUGUUUGUGGAGUUAUGUUCAUUGUAUUACCUUUCUCUUCGAUCGAGUAUUGCUUCCAUCAUAUAUGUUGGUCGUGUUAUAGGUUCGAUUGGUUAGAAAAAAAAAAUGAUAGAGUGAAAAUGAUAAAAAAUAAAGUGAAAGAAAAGAAAAUUAUAGAAAAUAUAUUUUCAUGGAUGUAUUUGAUUAGGAUGAAAAAAUUACAAGAAAGUCUAAAAAAAAAUUUAU